UUAGUUCCUUUUGCUUUAUUGAUUGUGGUUCAAUUUUUUCCAAACCCUAACUUUUUUUAUGUGGUUCAAUUUUUUUACACAAUUGAAACCUUGUCAGUAUCAGUGUCUGCUACUUUAAUCGUCAAUCUUCUUAUGGGUGUAGAUGGUGUUGAUGGAGGAAGAUUAAGAUUAAUGGUAUUAGUAUUAUUAUUAUUAGAGAUAAUAAUAGGAAGAUUAUUAGGUCUCAUGGGGAAAUGAUUAAGUGUUCGUAGCCUGAAUACUAGUUGAGCUCUAUCUCUUCUAUGGACAUUCAUAUGUCCUCCAAGUGCUUGAGCAGAUCUAAACUCCCUCUUGCGAAAACUGCAUGUGUAUGACCUUGGUGGCCAUGAAUAUGAUGAACCCAUCAUCAUCAUCAUAUGAGAACCAUGAUCAUCAACAUAAUAAUAACUACUAGUAUUAUUAUCUUGUUUUACUUUGUUGUUGUUGUUAUUGUCGUAGCAAAAAGAAGUGUUGUUUGUAUUAUCCAUGGAUAAUUAUUUAAGAAGUAAGAAAGAAGAGAGAAGCUAGAUAGAUGGUAUUUGGUUGAAGGAUGAUAUUAAUGGAAGCAUGUAGGUGGUAUUUAUGAGCAAUCGAGUUUGAGUUUAUAGUAAAAGGGAAACUAAAAUAUAGUGGCUAAUGUACAACUAAAGUAUAGUCAAGAACAUUAUAAUGGCUAAUGUUUUAAAAAAUGUGCUAAUGUGAUAAUGUUUUUAAAUAUGUGCUAAUGCUUAUUUAAAAUGUUUAAUUUAUUAACUUUUUUAAUUCAUGUAUUGAUAGGUAAUUUUGUUGAAUUUGUAUGAGAAACAACAAAAAGUAAAGAGAAUAUGUUUCCAUUUAGAAAAUUAUUUGACGAGAUAAUUGACUGCUUAUUUAGAAAUCAUCGAGCGUUAUAAAGUUACCUAGUGAUGAUUGAAUUUAUUUAAAUGUUAGUUAGACGAAAUAGUAGGUUUAGUGCAUGAUUGGUGUGAGAUGUGUAGGGUGUGGUUAAUUAGUAACAUGUUUUUUGUGAGAUGUGUAGAAUUUGGUAUCAUGAAAAGAAGAGAGCGUAGUUGGAUGUAUAAUAGACUCGACGGGCGCAAUCUUAAGCCCGACUUUCUCAAGGGGGUUGGAGAGUUCAUUGAGUUUUGCAAAGAGCAUCCAACAUGCAAUGAUGGUGACAAAAUAAGAUGCCCAUGCCCCUUGUGUGAUAACAGGCGUUUUCAUGAUACUGAAACAGUUAGAGUACAUUUGUACAAGAAGGGGUUUGUUCGUAAUUACUAUCAAUGGAUAUGUCAAGGGGAAAGCUUAGUAGAGUCCUCGAGUGUUCAGCCAAAUCAAUAUCGGGAUAUGGUUAUUGAUGCUCUUGGAAAUAAUCAAGAGCAUUUGGUGAAUGAAGAGGGUAAUUCAGUUGAAGAAGAACCAAAUGAUGAAGCUAAGAAGUUUAUAGACCUUCUAAAGGCAGCUGGAGAUCCAUUAUAUGAAGGGAGCAAACUCUCUGUGUUGGAGAUGGCAUCAAGAAUUGCAAGUUUGAAAUGUGAAUUCAACUUACAACACAAGUGUGUGGAUGGGUUUGCAUCUUUGAUGAAUGAUGCGAUUCCAAAUAACAACCAAAUGGGUAGAACUUUCAAUAGCACAAAGAAGGUUCUUGAGGGCUUGGAACUUCCUCAUGAGAGGAUCCACACAUGCCCUAAAGGUUGUUUGCUCUUCUGGAAAGGCGAUGCACAGUUAGAUAAAUGUAGAGUAUGCGGAAGUGAUCGGUAUAAGAAGACUGCAAAGGGUAAGCUUAUUCCAGCAAAAGUUCUAAUCUAUUUUCCAAUCACACCGAGGUUGCAAAGGUUGUAUGCUACCAAGAACAUUUCGGAGGAUAUGACUUGGCAUGCCAAGAAUCCCCGAGUUCAAAACACCUUCGCACAUCCUAGUGAUAGUCAAGCGUGGAAGCACUUGGAUACAACCUUUCCUAAUUUCGCAUCAGAGCCACGAAAUGUCAGGCUUGGUUUGUGCACGGAUGGAUUUGCCCCCCAUGGUAAAUUUGGAUCCCAAUAUUCAUGUUGGCCAGUUAUUCUUACACCAUACAACUUGCCUCCAUCGAUGUGUAUGAAAAGACCAUUCAUGUUCCUUUCUUUGCUCGUUCCCGGUCCUAAAAAUCCUAAAGGAAACUUGGAUGUGUACAUGCAACCACUCAUUGAAGAGUUGAAACAGUUAUGGGAGGUUGGGGCUAUGACUUAUGACAUCUCAAGCAAGCAGAAUUUCAACCUCCGCGCAGCCCUUUUGUGGACUAUUAGUGAUUUUCCUGCAUAUGGAAUGCUAUCUGGAUGGUCCACGACCGGAAAGAAGGCUUGCCCUUAUUGUAUGGAUAAAAGCAAGGCAUUUUGGCUUGAACAUGGAGGUAAAGUUUCAUGGUUUGAUUGCCAUCGACAAUUCCUUCCACAUGAUCACCCUUUUCGAAAGAAUAAAACAGCUUUCUGUAAAAACAAAGUUGAAAAUGGCAUGGGUCCGCAUAUAAUGUGUGGAGAAGAAUUGUGGCAAUGCGUGAAGGACUUGCCUAAAGCAACUGAUGGUCCUGAAGCUCUUAAGAAGUUGAAGAGUGCCAAAAUGGGUUGGUUCAAACAAAGUAUUCUAUGGGAACUCCCAUAUUGGAAGGAUUUGCUUCUUCGUCACAACUUGGAUGUCAUGCACAUUGAAAAGAACUUUUUUGACCAACUCAUAAACACUGUGAUGGAUGUGAAAGGUAGCACCUCGGACACCACUAGUGCAAGGAAAGAUAUGGCUAAGUAUUGUAAACGUCGACAGUUAGAGCUUGGAAAUGGAAAUCAAACCAUGCCAAAAGCACCCUUUGCACUUGACAAGGCUCAAAAGAAGGUGUUAUGUGAAUGGGUUCGAGACUUGAAAUUCCCGGAUGCUUAUGCUUCAAACUUGAGCAGGUGUGUUAAUCUUCAAUCAUGCAAGCUGUAUGGAAUGAAGAGCCACGAUUGUCAUGUCUUCAUGGAGAGGUUACUUCCGGUUGCUUUGAAGGAGUUGCUUCCCUUGCAUGUUUGGAAGGCAAUUACAGAGAUUAGUCAAUUCUUCCGAGACUUAUGCGCCCCCACUAUCAAAGCGAGUGACAUAGAUCGCUUGGAUAAGAAUAUAGCUGAGAUCUUGUGCAAGCUAGAGAAGAUUUUUCCACCUGCAUUUUUCAACUCAAUGGAACACUUGCCAGUUCAUCUUCCACAUGAGGCAAAGGUUGGUGGUCCCGUCCAGUACAGGUGGAUGUACCCAUUUGAAAGGUUUCUUAACCAUUUGAAGCGUAAGGUUGGAAAUAAGGCACGUGUAGAAGGCUCCAUAUGCAAUGCUUACCUAAUGGAGGAGAUUACGAACUUUUGUUCCCACUAUUUUCAACCUGAGGUUGACACCAAAGCAAGGGAUCUAGGAAGAAAUGUCCAUUCGGUUGUUGAGAACCAACAUGACGUUAAUAUCCCCGAGAUGUUCAGGGUGGAUUGUGGUCGUGCACCUACUAAUGGCCGUUUGCGCUUCUUGCAAGACAUGGAGUAUGAUCGAGCACAUCUUUAUGUGCUUGCAAACAGUGGCAUCUUAGGUGAAUAUGAAAGGAAAUUUGAGGAGCACAUUCUCCAAACUCAACCUCACAUAGUAAUGGAGGAUAUUUGGAGUAAAUGCGAAGCCCAGUUCCCUGAAUGGUUUAAAUCACAUGUUCUCCGGUCUUUGAGUCCUAAUGAUGUGACACGGGCGCUUGCGAUGGGCCCCUCUAGACAAGUAAGGACAUGGAGCCGGUUCUAUGCGAAUGGAUAUAAUUUUCAAACUCAUGACUACGGCAAACACAAGUCAACUAUGAAUUAUGGAGUGUGUGUACAAAGUCCUGAUGAAGUUGACUACUUUGGCAUUUUGGAGGAGGUGGUUGAACUUUCUUAUUGUGGUAAGCUUCAAGAGUACAAGACAAUCUUGUUUAAGUGCAGCUGGAUGGAUUCCGUGAAGGGUAUGAACAUUCAUGAACAAUACAAACUUGUUGAGGUCAAUCAUUCUAAGAGAUACCCAAAGUAUGACCCGUUUGUAUUGUCUUACCAAGUUAGUCAAGUAUACUUUGCACACUACCCCAGUUUGAAGAGGGAUAAAGCCCAAUGGUGGGCUGUGUUUAAAACUAAGGCAAGGUCUGUGAUUGAUGCUCCGGUUGACUUAGACUUUCUACAAGAAGAUGCAAAUGAGGUUUCUUCAGCUCUUUGUGCUCCAGAUGAGAUCCCAGAUUAUGAAGAUCAAGAUGAUGAUGAUGAUGAUGACGAUAUUAAUGAUGGUGAUGCUGAUAGUAUGAGUGAUGAGGAUGAGGAUGAUGAAGAUGAGGAUGAGGAUGAUGGUGAUGAUGACAUUGAUGAUGAUGAUGACGAUGGUGAUGAUGAUGAUGCUGAUGAUUCUGAUGGAUACGACGAUUAACUUGAUAUUGCUGAUUUUGGUCCUAUUUGGUUGUUUAAUUUUAGGUUCAAGAAAUAUUAUGUAGUUGUUUGGUAAACUUAUGAUUGGAGUUUGACAUGUGUUGUCUUUUAUGAUUGAACUUUGAAUUAUGUUGUUGUUUAUUGAACUUAUCAUUGAACUUUUUAUUUUGGUUGUAUAAAUUUAUGUUUGUUAGACAA
This is a messenger RNA of Spinacia oleracea (spinach), 4610 nucleotides long. RefSeq lists its product as uncharacterized. The transcript is spliced from 4 exons. The record is from RefSeq and is a predicted model, not a curated record. The coding region runs from base 988 to 4413 and encodes 1141 amino acids. NCBI's taxonomy places the organism in Eukaryota, Viridiplantae, Streptophyta, Magnoliopsida, Caryophyllales, Amaranthaceae.